Messenger RNA from Thelazia callipaeda (thelaziosis nematode), 990 nucleotides. The record is from the annotation of a GenBank genome assembly. NCBI's taxonomy places the organism in Eukaryota, Metazoa, Nematoda, Chromadorea, Rhabditida, Thelaziidae.
AUGGCUUCUGUUUCACCGCUGAAAUCUUCAGUUAUAAUAGCUGAUCCGACGAUGCCGUACAUAGAAAUGCUUCCAGAAGGACUUUAUUGUGGUCUGAGUAUAGUUAUCAAAGGAAUUGUAUUGAAUGAUUCAAAUCAGAAGCGUUUUGUUGUAGAAUUAUGCUGCGGUAUGCUCAUUAAUGGCGAUCAUCGAGACAACAAGGCAUUACAUUUUAAUCCACGUUUUGAUUCUUGCAGUUUAUGGUUUAUUGGUCGUGCUGAUCGACAAAUUGUGUUAAAUUCCCUAAUUGGUAAUAAGUGGGGUAUGGAGGAACGGGUUGCAAAUACGUUCAAAGAAGGAUGUCCAUUCUCAUUGCGCAUAUCCGUUCUUAAUAAUUAUUUUCAUAUUUCUCUAGAUGGUCAACAUUUGUGUAACUAUUUGCAUCGAAUACCAAUAACAGAAAUAAAGACGAUUCACAUAGCAGGAAACGUACGUAUAAGUACUAUUGAAUAUGAAGGACCAAAUAUUUUUGAAGUCCGAGAACAAGGGAAUUCCGACGGUGCUAACAAGUUUUCAAUCAAUGAUAUCAUUCGGAAACCUAAAGUACCAUUCGAAUUGCUGUUUACAGACAGUUUAUUGAACGUUCAGCUGUUGAUUACCGCAACUCCACUUAUGAAUGCUGAAUGUUUUGCGAUUGAUUUGCUGACUUCAGUGGAACACUUUUUUCACUUACGAGUUGAUUUUUCUGUAGGAAACAAGAAAGAGGCAGUAGUACGCAAUAGUACGAAAGGCAAACAAUGGCAAAAGGAAGAACGUGAAAUGUACUAUUUUCCUUUCAUGCGAGGAAUUACUUUCGACAUGAAAUUUAAUUUUAGUGAAAAAUAUCUUGCGGUAGUGAUAAACAGCAGUCACUUUACUAAUUUCAACUACCGGGAAUUCAGUAAACUGGUUGAAGUGGAAAGAAUCGCUGUGAGGGGAGAUCUCAGUCUGCAAAAAAUUGAGCUUCGCUAA